UGCGCUCUCCUCAAGCUGAGUUUGAAAUCCUAUCAUGUUGUGAUUGCUACUUGGUUAAAAAAAUCCUUAAUUCAAAGAUUUUUUUCUUAAUCCAAUAAAUUUAUGAAAUAUUGACAUAAAUCAAGCAUAUCCAUUUUCUAAAGAUUAUGAAUCCUUACAUUACAAAAUUAAUGAAUGAAAAAUUAACCUGUAUUUUUCUACCCAACAGCACAAGUGGAUGUUCUAACUGCUGCCCUCAGAGCUUCCACUCUUGACUUUGAGGAAGGAAGAUCUUUGGAACCACUGUGUAACCGAACCGAGUCACAAACCGAUCCUAUGAAAGUUGAUCCUGUCAAUGUUGGCCAAGACCAUGUGCCUUUAACUGCUGAAAUUUCAGCCCCUGUUGAGGAAGACUGUGUCAGUGAUACAGUGUACAGCACAAAUCAAACAUUGGAUGCAUCUCCCUUUUCAGCAAUGGUAUCAGAUGACCGGGUAUUCACUUAUUUUGAGACGAACUUGGAAGGCAGGCUUCAAUUUAUCCAAGACAAUUCCUGUCGGAGACAAAACAGUUUUGAAGAUGAUAAAAAAUCUAAAAUUCAGGAUGUUGUCCCUCAAGCAUUGCUGGAUCAAUAUCUUUCAAUGACUGAUCCUUCACGUGCCCAGACUGUUGAUACAGAGAUAGCAAAGCAUUGUGCUUACAGUCUCCCUGGUGUUGCAUUCACUUUGGGUAGGCAAAACUGGCACUGUCUGAAAAAUACAUAUGAAAUACUGGCCUCAGAUAUGCAGUGGAAAGUUCGAAGGACUCUUGCAUUCUCCAUUCAUGAGCUGGCAGUCAUUCUUGGAGACCAGCUGACAGCAGCAGAUCUAGUUCCAGUUUUUAAUGGAUUUUUAAAGGAUCUUGAUGAAGUACGGAUAGGAGUCCUGAAACACUUGUAUGACUUCUUGAAGUUACUCCAAGCAGAAAAGAGAAGGGAGUACCUCUGUCAGCUCCAAGAAUUUAUGGUAACAGAUAACAGCAGGAAUUGGCGCUUUAGAGCUGAGCUUUCUGAGUAAGUGGUUAAACUAGCAAAUAUUUGAACAUUAAGUAGCUUUGUUCAAGAUCAACAUCUGCUUUU
This is a messenger RNA of Rhincodon typus (whale shark), 1094 nucleotides long. RefSeq names its product serine/threonine-protein phosphatase 4 regulatory subunit 1-like. NCBI's taxonomy places the organism in Eukaryota, Metazoa, Chordata, Chondrichthyes, Orectolobiformes, Rhincodontidae. Bases 316 to 1032 code for a protein of 238 amino acids. The record is from RefSeq and is a predicted model, not a curated record. The transcript has 6 exons. Gene Ontology annotation, molecular function: protein phosphatase regulator activity. Gene Ontology annotation, biological process: protein dephosphorylation.